CUCAUAUUCAUCGCUCUGGUCGCUGGCCUGAGCAAAGCUAUGCCUUACUCCAUCGACUUCCCGAGUAUCACCAUUGACAUCCGACCCACGUUUUCGCCCAACACUGUCAACAACACAAUCUUACCCUUUGCCUCCUUUCCAAACACGACCACAAGCAUGACUCUCGCCAUUCACCCGACUCCCUCUCCAUCAGCCACCUCGAUCAACAGCAGCCUCGGUGCCUGUGGUCCUGGCAUUGGCUCUUGUCCCUCUGGGCUCUGCUGCAGUGAAUAUGGCUAUUGUGGUUCAAACUCCAGUUAUUGCGGCACAAACUGCAUGCACAACUUUGGUAUCUGCGGUCUCAAUGCUUCUCAGCCAUUGUACAGUUUCUCCUACGCUCCUCUCAGCACCUUUGCUCCCCUGAGUGAUGGCGCCGGUGCUGCUGGUAUCGUCACUGAUGAUCUCGAUCAAGCUGCUUCUUCGACUUCCAUGUUCAGCUAUACUCCUGAGAGCAAUGGAAGUGCGAUAAGCUCUACUUUGGCAACUGAGACUAAAAUCUCGUUCCAGCCGACGAGCACUACUCAUACAGCUGUCGAGUCUACUUGGGCUGCUGGGAGCUACGCAGAUGCUUUGACGACCACAAUCACUGUGUUGAAGAGAGUCAGCUGUUGA
Messenger RNA from Aureobasidium vineae, 651 nucleotides. The record is from the annotation of a GenBank genome assembly. Lineage: Eukaryota; Fungi; Ascomycota; Dothideomycetes; Dothideales; Saccotheciaceae.